This is a messenger RNA of Leptopilina heterotoma, 1944 nucleotides long. It is a transcript of the gene hyx, whose product is annotated as parafibromin. The transcript has 4 exons. Gene Ontology annotation, cellular component: Cdc73/Paf1 complex. Bases 13 to 1593 code for a protein of 526 amino acids. Gene Ontology annotation, molecular function: RNA polymerase II complex binding. Gene Ontology annotation, biological process: positive regulation of transcription elongation by RNA polymerase II; transcription elongation by RNA polymerase II. The record is from RefSeq and is a predicted model, not a curated record. NCBI's taxonomy places the organism in Eukaryota, Metazoa, Arthropoda, Insecta, Hymenoptera, Figitidae.
UUUCAGUGCAUCAUGGCGGACCCGUUGAGUUUGUUGCGACAAUACAAUGUCAACAAAAAAGAAAUUAUUGAACGUGAAAAUCAAAUUAUUUUCGGAGAAUUCUCCUGGCCGAAAAAUGUGAAAACAAAUUACUUGACCUACGGGUCGGGUAAAGAUGGAACACCGAAGGAUUAUUACACACUAGAGUGCCUUUUAUUCUUGCUGAAACAUGUCCAACUUUCUCAUCCGGUUUAUGUACGUCAGGCAGCCGCUGAAAACAUUCCCGUUGUACGUCGUCCCGACAGAAAGGAUCUCCUCGCCUAUCUCAAUGGCGAGACGGCAACAUCAGUGGCAAUCGAUAAAUCAGCACCACUUGAAAUACCCACACAAGUUAAAAGAACUGCCGAGGAUGGCCUUGAGAGUGGCUCAUCGAAAAAGCCACGUUUUGAAGAGACACACGUGCAAAAAGUUAAGGAACAACUUGCAGCCCGUUUGGACGCACCAAAGGAAGCCUCCGUAACUGUUGACAAUAUUAAAUCACUAUCAGAGGCAAUGUCAGUCGAGAAAAUUGCCGCCAUCAAAGCAAAACGUUUAGCAAAAAAACGAACGACAAUUAAAGAAAAUGACGAUAUAGGUAUGGGAUCAGAUCUAAAAGUUAUUUUAGAUAUGGACGUUGACGAUACAAAGGAUAUAGUUUCUCGUGAACGACAAUGGCGUACAAGGGCAACAAUAUUACAGAGUAGUGGUAAGGUUUUUGCAAAAAAUAUUCUCGCAAUUUUACAGGGUAUUAAGGCGCGUGAGGAGGGCAGGCAAAAGGGACCCGUUGCACCAACGCCAAUGAUAACACCGCGUUCAACUCCAAUGAGACCAUUACCACAACCAACGCAAUAUAAUCGUUACGAUCAGGAAAGAUUUAUUCGUCAAAAAGAGGAGACGGAGGGUUUUAAAAUUGAUACUAUGGGUACUUAUCAUGGUAUGACCUUAAAGUCUGUGACUGAAGGUACAAAUCCAUCGAUUAGAAAACCACCAACUGUACCAAGUGCAACGCCAACAUCGGGUUUACUGCCAACAUCAGCUGCCAAAUUAACGCCACAACAGGCAGCGCAAAAUAAACGACCAAGCCGAACGCCUAUUAUUAUUAUUCCAAGUGCCACAACAUCUUUAAUUACCAUGUAUAAUUCAAAAGAUAUUCUACAGGAUUUGAAAUUCAUCACAAACGAAGAAAAGAGAACGCAAGGUUGUAAGCGUGAAACUGAAAUUCUUUUGCAACGCCGAAAAGAAGGUGGUUUAACGGUUCCCUAUCGGGUUGUUGAUAAUCCACAGAAAUUAAAUAAUGCCGAUUGGGAGCGAGUUGUGGCCGUUUUUGUCAAUGGACCCGCUUGGCAGUUUAAAGGAUGGCCUUUCGAUGGCAAUCCUGUUGAAAUUUUCUCAAAAAUCUGUGCAUUUCAUAUAAAAUAUGACGAAAUGAAAUUGGACGCAAAUGUAGGGAGAUGGGCAGUAACGGUCAUUGAAUUGAGUCGAACAAAACGGCAUUUAGACAGGGCAGCUCUCAUGGUUUUCUGGGAACACUUGGACAAACACAUGAUAAAGAACAAACCACAUCUUCGAUUCUAAAUAUCGUCUUUCCAUCGAGAUAAUCGAGAAUUUCCAGAGGAAGCCAUGUAAUAAUCCAGCCUCUCACAUAGAGCACGAGUCGUGUCAAUUCUUUGAAACGUGUGCAAAAUAAAUUUUAUUCACAGAGAAUUCGGGAGUAAAAUUUCUGUUUCUGCUUUAAAAUGGAGAAAGAAAAAAGUGUGUCAGUCGGAUGAAAAAUUGGGCAGUUAAUUUGAAUCUCAGUGCUCUUUCCAAUCAAGUUCUCUGCCAGGAAUGUAUUCACAUCUUGUUUGUAAAAUAUCUAUUAAUCGUAAGAGAAAAAGAUUUUAAGUAUCCUAAAAAUUAAACUGUUAUUGGUAAUAAUCAAAAAAA